CCGCCGCCGGCGUCUUCCUGCGCACCACGCCGGCGCUGCUCGUGCGCGACCCGGACGUCGUCGCCGCCGUGCUCGACACCAACUUCGCCUGCUUCGCCGACCGGCACAUGAGGACCCGCGACAGCGACUCCUUGCUGCGCGCCAACGACCUGUCGCUGAUGCCGGGCGGCGACGGGCGCUGGGCGUCCCUGCGCGGCCGGCUGGCGGCGGCCGUGUUCGGCGACGCGCGCACCGAGGCCGCCUUCCCCAGCCUGGCCGCCGUGGCGGGCCGCCUCGCGGACUCGCUGCGCCGCGCCGCCGGCAUCGUCGACGUGCACGACUACGCCACGCGCUUCGCCAUCGACAUCGCGGCCUCCGCCGUCUUCGGACGACCCUGCGACGCCCUCGCACGUCCCCAGAACGAUUUCUCGCGCUGGGUGAAAGACAGGAAGAACCCGCUGGCGGAGUACUUCCUGGAGGCGAUGGUGAUGGACACGGUCAACUACCGAGCUCUCACGGGCACUCGCCGCGCCGACUACCUCCAGCUUCUCAUCGAUGCCACCAAGAGCAGCACUCAAGAUGGAGUUCGGUUCAGACCGCGGCAACCGCAGGGCCCAGCGGCCACGGUGGCGGAGGCUGCGGGCCCUGCCGAGAGCUUCCGGCUGGGCGGCGUGGAGCUGCGCGCGCUGCCCGUCUGGUACCUGGAUUCCGGCGUCGAGACGGUCGCGUCGGCGCUCGCCUUCUGCCUGCACGAGCUGGCGCUCGACACGCCGGUCCAGGCGGCGGUGCGCGCCGAGGUGGACGCCACCCUGCGCCACCACGACGGGCAGCUCAGCUACGCCGCCGUCAAGCACCUACCCUACCUGGACACCGUGAUCGCCGAGACGCUGCGGAAGUACCCGCCCGUGGAGACGGUGACGCGCGUGACCAACGGCGAGUUCCAGGUGCCGGGCUUCUCGGCGACGCUGCCGCGCGGCACGCUGGUGCUGGUGUCCGUGCUGGGCCUGCACCGCGACCCCGCCUACUUCCCAGACCCAGACCGCUUCGACCCCGACCGCUUCCGCGAAGACGUCCGCAGGCGCCGCCAUCCCUACGUCUACCUGCCUUUCGGCGCAGGGCCACGGGCUUGCUUCGGGAACGAGCUUGCUUUGCUGAUCCUGAAGAUGGCGGUAGCUGCAAUUCUUUCAGAGGUGGAACUUCGAGUAUGUUACCGAACCAAGAUGCCACUCAGGAUUGAUCCUACACGCAAGAUCAUGACACCGAAGGGUGGAGCAUGGCUUAACGUUCUUCCCCGGGACUGAGUUUGUGCCUUAACAAGGAGGCUACAACAAAGAUAGAAACGACAGAGCAUAAAGCCAUGUCACUCCAUCAAAUGUGUUAAAAGUCAAAUGUUUUAUGUAACUUGUCCAAACUGAAUUGCAUUCAAUUUCUACGGUUUAAUCAUAAA
Schistocerca nitens (vagrant locust) is the source of this 1426-nucleotide messenger RNA. Its product is annotated as probable cytochrome P450 6a13. The coding region runs from base 108 to 1280 and encodes 390 amino acids. NCBI's taxonomy places the organism in Eukaryota, Metazoa, Arthropoda, Insecta, Orthoptera, Acrididae. Gene Ontology annotation, molecular function: oxidoreductase activity, acting on paired donors, with incorporation or reduction of molecular oxygen; heme binding; monooxygenase activity. The record is from RefSeq and is a predicted model, not a curated record. The transcript is spliced from 6 exons.